Molecule: messenger RNA, 2613 nt
Organism: Clupea harengus (Atlantic herring)
Lineage: Eukaryota; Metazoa; Chordata; Actinopteri; Clupeiformes; Clupeidae
Exons: 2
Coding region: 1-2613 (870 amino acids)
Source: RefSeq, a predicted model, not a curated record
AUGGGGAAGAUGAAGUGUGCAGGCCGGAGCCAGAAGCAAACUUGCGCUGCUCAGGCAGGUCAGACAAGUGGGAUCCAAGGCCGGGUAAAAAACCACAGUGCCAUCGGGCCCAAUGUUGCAGAGGCAGGAGAGAAGGAGACGAGGGAUGUGGAUGACCCCCAGGAGGUGACCCCUGAACCACCCCCGAGCAACCCAAGGACCGAGUCAAGCCAAAAGGCCAAAAGUCUGAACGAGCCGAGAAGGAAGAUCAAAUGGCCAAAGGCCAGCGAGACGGUGGAGUGGAAGAGGCUGGAUGAGUCACUCAGUGAUCUGCUGCAGAAGGCACUGCGUGGCACAGUGGAGGCCAAGCUUAACCUGUUUGGAGAGAUUCUCUACGAGGAGUGUAGCGGCAGGUAUGGCAAGGUGACGGGCAGGAAAGCAGCCGAAAAAUCUAAGGGAAGAAGGGAAAAGGAGAUUGACGACCUAGUAGCAGGCAGAAGACAGCUUCGCAGACGCUGGAGGAAAGCAGAGGAAUCAGAAAGAGAGGGUCUGAAAGCCCUUUGGGAUGACAUCAGAAGGAGGCUGGCCAACCUGAGGAGGGCAGAGCGCAUCAGGCGGCGAAGGAAGAGGAAGGAAAAGGAGAGGGCAAACUUCUUUAAGAACCCCUUUCGCUUUGCACGAGGACUCCUUGAGGAGAAGACCAGUGGAUCGCUUGAGAUCUCCAAGGAAGAGCUGGAGGAUCACAUCCAUGGUCAAUAUAGCGAUCCCGCAAGGAAUGUGCCCCUGGGCCCUCCAGGCUAUGUGCCAAAGCCGGGAGAACCAUCAGUGCUUUUUGAUGCUUCACCACCCAAGCUCUGUGAGAUCAAGCGGGUAGUUUGGCGGGCAAGAUCGGCAUCUGCUCCAGGGCCAAAUGGGAUACCAUACAAGCUGUAUAAAAACUGCCCAAGUGUGCUGAAGCUUCUAUGGACCCUGAUGAAAACAGCUUGGACCAAGCAGACCAUUCCAUCACAGUGGCAGAGGGCAGUGGCAGUUUUCAUCCCUAAAGAACAGAACUCCAAGACCAUCGAACAGUUCAGGAGCAUAGCCCUGCUGAAUGUUGAGGGGAAGAUCUUCUUCUCAGUCAUGGCAAGAAGAAUGACUUCCUACCUGAUGGAGAAUGGCUAUAUUGACACCAGCUGCCAGAAGGCCGGGAUUCCAGGUUUCCCGGGGUGUGUGGAACAUGCCACCAUGAUCUGGGAGCAGAUUCAGAUUGCCAAAAGGGAGAAGAAAGACCUGCAUGUGGUUUGGCUAGAUUUAGCCAACGCAUAUGGGUCAGUGCCACACAACCUCAUAGCAUUUGCCCUGGACUUCUUUUACAUCCCACAGAGCAUCAGGGCUAUGGUGAUGAGCUACUUCCAGGACUUGCACAUGUGCUUCAUGUUGCCAAAUUCCACCACCAUCUGGCAACAGCUGGAAGUGGGGAUCGCGAUGGGAUCCUCCAUCUCCCCCAUCCUCUUCAUCACAGCUUUUGAAGUGAUCUUGAUUGGAGCAAGACAGGUGGUGGGAGGAGCCCGUCUGCCUACUGGACGGAAGCUCCCCCCACUAAGGAGUUACAUGGAUGACAUCACAUGCUUGCUCCAAACUGCUCCAUGCACUUCCAGGCUCAUGAAGAGGCUGGAUGAGUUGAUCACUUGGGCCAGGAUGAAGUUCAAAGCAAAAAAGUCAAGGAGCCUUUCCUUGCGGAAAGGGGUGCUGAAUGACAGGGUCACCUUUAUAAUCGGCGGAGAAAACAUCCCACGCAUUGCAGACCAGCCCAUCCGAAGUCUUGGGAGGCAAUAUACAGCCAGCCUCUCAGACAAGGAAAUAGGAAAGACCACCUUGCAGCAGCUCUCAGCAGGCCUGGCCAAAAUCGACUCAAGCCAGUUACCUGGAAAGUACAAGGUGUGGUGUUUCAAUUUCACACUGUACCCAAGGGUAAUGUGGCCGCUGAAGCUGUGCGAAGUCACCUCGUCAGCCGUGAGCAAGAUGGAUGCAAAGACCAGCUCGUUCAUCCGCAAAUGGCUAGGACUCCCAAGGGGCCAUUCAUCGGCCAGCCUGUAUGGAAAGAACACACUUCAGCUUCCCCUGAAAUCUAUCACCAUAGGUUACAGGCAGGAGAAGGCAAGGCUGGUGAUGGAGCUGAGGGAAUCUACAGAUGAGACUGUGAGGGACAUGGAAGCCCGGGUGUUGACUGGGAGGAAGUGGAGGGCCGAGGAGGAGGUGCAGAAGGCAGUGUGCAGGCUGCAGCACCAGGAGAUGGUGGGCAGAGUCCAGACGGGGCCCGCUGGCCUUGGAUGGGGAGAUCCGCCUAUUCUGUGGUCCAGAGCUAGCAGGAAGGAGAGGAAGGAUCUUGUUGUCUCGGAGGUGACAAAGAUGGCAGAGGAAGAGUACAGGGUCAAGGCAGUGGCGCAGGGGCAGCAGGGACGCUGGACGACGUGGGAGGGGAUUGCGGGUCGGGUGGUGAGCUGGGCAGACUUCUGGAAACUGCCACAGGCUCGACUCAGUUUCCUCAUCAGGGCAACCUACGACACUCUGCCCUCCCCUCGAAACCUCCAACAGUGGCUGGGCACGGAGCAGGCCUGUGACCUCUAUAUGGGUAGCAGGAUUCCCAAUUAG